AUGCCUGAUGACCGGAAAGGAAGGGGUUUCCCAGAUAGGGAGCCUACAUCGUCCUCAUUGACCAAAAAGUCCCCAUUCGAGAAAGCGAAAGCCGAAGCCGAAGCCAAGCGCGCCCGGGAAAGGGCUGAAACUGCCGCCGUUUAUGAGGACUUCGUGAAGUCUUUUGAAGAGGAUGCCUCUGCACCUACAAGAGUUGGAGAUGGCAGACAAGGCAAUUUUGGGGGCAGAGGUGGUGGAUUGGGGGCAGCGCGGCCGUCAAGACACUUUUCGAGCUCUGGAGCUCGACACAGCGGCCCUGGGACACUACCACCACCUUCCACCUUCGCGUCUCGGGGUGGUCAGAGGGGCUUUGGACAACCGCCACACGGUCGAGAUUCAACAUCAGGUAUCCUGGGCUUUGAUCCAUCCCCUCCCAUCCCAAGCGCUCCCCGAUCCGCGUUUCAUAGCACUUCGGACGACGAAGAUGAUCGCCGGGCCGACGCAAGAGAGGCGGAGAAGGCGGCCUCCAGGUACACUCUGUGCCUUGAGUCGUUACCAUUGGGAACAUCUCCUUCCGUGCUGAAAUCCCUGAUCCCAUCCUUUCUCACUGUGGACAAUGUGAACAUCGUGCGACCGAACAAUCAAUCAGCCACCGAGCGAAAGUCCGCAGCCGCUAUCGUCACUUUGGCAAGUGACACGCCACUUUCAGAUGUCAACUCAGCCAUUAGCCUGCUUGACAAAAAGUACCUGGGCCGAGGACACUACCUAUCUAUUCACAAGGGUCAUUCAUCGGCUGCGAUUAAUUCAACCCUGCCGACAACCCUCGGCACAACAACAUCGAAAUCCCUUCCCUUCGGUGCAAAGGCGGUUCAACAAAAUUUUGGUGGGAGUCUCAGUCGCGCACCACCCCCAGGCUCCCACCGCGGGUUUGCGCCUCCAGACUCAUACGGGCCAGGCAACGGAAGGGGCGGAGGCUCUACGAAAGUCGAGGUCCAAGCACCCGCAGAUAUCAAGCAGUUGAGACUCAUCCAUAAGACUUUGGAAAUGCUGCUAAAUCACGGACCUGAAUUCGAAGCCCUCCUGAUGAGUCGACCGGAGGUACAAAAGGAAGAGAAGUGGGCAUGGAUUUGGGAUGCGCGGAGUCCUGGGGGCGUCUACUAUCGUUGGAAGCUCUGGCAAAUCGUCACCAGUCCUCGAGCGCAGAGUAGAGGCAAGACUGCAGGCCGGCAAGCAUACUCCGUCUUCGAUGGUGGGCCUGUCUGGGUUCCAUCCGAUAUGAGCAUCAAAUUUGAAUACACUACACGCCUCGACGAGUUUGUUUCCGAGGACGAUUACAAUUCAUCAGAAGAAGAGAUGUCUGAUGGCGAAGAAGAUAGACGCAAUCUCGGAGGCGGGCCUUCUUCAGAGAAUGCCGCGUCGCACCAAGACAAUGUGGGCUAUAUGAAUCCCUUGCAGAAAGCAAAGCUCACGCAUCUGCUUGCUCGUCUACCCACGACUCAUGCGAGACUGCGGCGUGGUGAUGUGGCUCGAGUUACAGCCUUUGCCAUCAAACACGCAGGUACAGGUGCGCGCGAGGUCGUUGACAUGAUCAUACUGAACAUUCUUCAUCCUUUGGCAUAUACGGGAGCCAAUCCGGGGCGAGAGGUGGAGAAGGACGCCGCGAGACAGGAAGAAGAAGAUCGGGACGGCAAAUCGGUUGCCAAAACCAAAAUUGAUACGUCGUCGGCCAAGCUGGUGGGAUUAUAUCUCAUUUCCGACAUCCUCGCAUCGUCAGCCACCAGUGGUGUUCCUAAAGGGUGGCGAUACCGGUCUCUCUUUGAGAAUGCUCUCCGCUCACACAAGGUCUUCGAACAUCUCGGUCGGAUGGAAAAGGAUCUGAACUGGGGACGGUUGCGUGCCGAAAAAUGGAAGCGCAGUGUGGGCGCCCUCCUUCACCUGUGGGAGGGUUGGAGUAUUUUCCAACCCUCCAAUCAGGAACACUUCCUCAAGGUGCUUGAGCAUCCGCCACCGACCGAGGAGGAAUUGCAGAAAGAGUCAGAGAAAGCGGAUGCUGAACAGUCCAGUCAUCAAGCUUCCAAGAGCAAGAGUCGGUGGAAGACCGUGGAUGAUGACGCGGAAUCUGCAAGAGUCAAGGAUGACCCCUUUAUUGACACAAAAAUCCAGGACCGUCCUUCUACAAGCGCACCGGCUAUGAUGGAAGACGAGUCUAUGAGCGAUCUUGACGGUGUUCCAUUGGAGGACAGUGAUCUAGAAAUGCAGGAUGAUGGCGAUUAUGAAGACGAGGAGGAGAUAGUAGGAGAAGAAGAGAACGAUCACGGAGGCGGGCCAAUGGAAGAAGAUCCAUCUCUGCAUGCCCAAUCGAAUGCUCAGCAAGCUUUAGAUGACGGGCCAAUUCAGCCUGAACAGCAUGAGGGGCAAGUACAACGAGGGCAGCGAAGACCAAGGCCCAAGGCCGAGGAUAUGUUUGCAUCAGAUUCAGAUUGA
Penicillium oxalicum is the source of this 2463-nucleotide messenger RNA. RefSeq names its product SURP domain-containing protein. Gene Ontology annotation, biological process: RNA processing. NCBI's taxonomy places the organism in Eukaryota, Fungi, Ascomycota, Eurotiomycetes, Eurotiales, Aspergillaceae. The transcript has a single exon. Gene Ontology annotation, cellular component: nucleus. The record is from RefSeq and is a predicted model, not a curated record. Gene Ontology annotation, molecular function: RNA binding. Bases 1 to 2463 code for a protein of 820 amino acids.